AUGGGCACCCGGAAGGAUGCAGGAAGAGGGGCCUCCCAAUCCCGGCGUGGACGCAGAAAGGAGCGGGCUCCAGGUUUCCUGGCCCUGCCCACCGUCACUAAUGAGGAACACACCCAGAACCCGGAGCUGACCCCAUUGCCCCUGCAGGCUCUCUCGCAUCGAUCUUUUCCUCCAUCCUAUCCCGGCUUUAGAGUCCGGGAAACCGAGGUCUCGUGUUGGGUAGGCUUUGGGCCCAGGCCGGCUUUUCCUGCCACUCGAGCAGCUGGGGAAGCUCGCUCCUCGCGCCAAGGCGAGCGGCGGUGCUCGCGCGGCAGUCACGAGCCCGGCGGCCGGGGGUGCGCCCUCCCCGCGCCCGCGCCCGCGCCCCGCAGCGCCUCCGCCUCCCCGCGUCCCCGCCCGAGCGGCGCGCACUUCGGCGAGCCGGGCUCCGCGGCCCCGGCAGCCGGCCGGCCCCGCGCCCUGCCACCCACGCGCGCCCGUGCUCAGCCCGCGAGUCCCCGCGCGGAGGCCCGGCCACCUGCCGGCCCGCGGGCUCGCAGCCGCGCCCCUCCGCGUCGAGGCCCGCCGCCGCCGCCGCGGCUCCUCCCUGCGCCCCGCCCGGCCGCGCCCCGACUCACCGGCUCCCGGCGCGCCCCGUGUCGGAGCUCGGCCCCUGGGCAGAGCCCACCGCUCCCGCCGACCCGCGGCGCCGCGGACCCUGCCGGCCGCCGGCCGCCCGCCGCGCGCGGCCGGGGGCGCAGAGCCCGCCUCACUCCGGCGGCCGCCCCCGAGCGGCGCGGCGCGGCGCCCCCUCGCGGCCGCAGGGGGAAGGCUGGGCGCGCAGCGCGCCGGGUGGGGCUGCGGGGGAGCCUGCCGCGGGGCUCCCUUCUGAGGCCACCCAUCCCCGAGGCGUCCCCGCUCACCCGGCCUCUGCUCUGCUGCGGGCCUCAGGAUCAAGGCCGCCGCUCCUCUGGACUCUCCUCCCGUGAUGGCCUCUGA
Messenger RNA from Budorcas taxicolor (takin), 978 nucleotides. Its product is annotated as serine/arginine repetitive matrix protein 1-like. The record is from RefSeq and is a predicted model, not a curated record. The transcript has 4 exons. NCBI's taxonomy places the organism in Eukaryota, Metazoa, Chordata, Mammalia, Artiodactyla, Bovidae. The coding region runs from base 1 to 978 and encodes 325 amino acids.